This is a messenger RNA of Scaptodrosophila lebanonensis, 2015 nucleotides long. RefSeq names its product prostaglandin E2 receptor EP2 subtype. Gene Ontology annotation, cellular component: plasma membrane. NCBI's taxonomy places the organism in Eukaryota, Metazoa, Arthropoda, Insecta, Diptera, Drosophilidae. Bases 392 to 1630 code for a protein of 412 amino acids. Gene Ontology annotation, biological process: inflammatory response; positive regulation of cytosolic calcium ion concentration; adenylate cyclase-activating G protein-coupled receptor signaling pathway. The transcript is spliced from 5 exons. The record is from RefSeq and is a predicted model, not a curated record. Gene Ontology annotation, molecular function: G protein-coupled receptor activity.
CCAGUCUGUUAAGAGUGUUGGCGCGAGUUUUUGGCAAACACGCAUAUUUUCGAAAGCCAAAUAGAGUGCCAAACGGUGUUUGGAAAAUAUUCGAAAUAAUUCGGCGCGCUUCAAAGGCUAGAAACAAGUUUUUCUGUUUUCUUACUUUCCGAAUAGUGCUGGUGUUGGUGUUGGUGCUGGCUUUGGUUUUGGUGGUCAGUGCGAACACUUGUGUGUGUGUGUGGAAAUGUGUUUUCAUUGGAACUAAGCGCAAUUUUUAUUAAUUACGCUAAAACCGAGAGAGAGAGCGAGAGAGAGAGAGAGAGACAGCGAUAGAGAAAUACUUAGCAUACAUUCUGAUUGACUGAUUGACUGAUUGACUGACUGAGUGACUGGCUGACUGACAGUCGUGAUGGCAGCAUCCGUAACACCUGUGGACUUCUUGCUCAGCACAGUCAGCACGCUCGGCCAGGCAGCGGCUGGGGAGGUGGGGCGCAGCAGCAAGAGUCCUGAGGAGCUGUACGCGAAGAAGAAGCGUCUGAUUCUCAGCUGCGUUGUGAUGGUGUUGGGCGUGAUUGGCAACUCAUUAGCUUUGAUCAUUUUGGCGCGCAAGAAGCACAACAAGUACAGCAAAUACACGUUAAUGUUGCGCUGCUUGGCCACAAACAACUUGCUGGGUCUGCUGGGGAUGCUAAGCACUACCCUUCUCAGGGUUAACUUAUCCAAGGAGGUGCUGCAAUCCUUUGUACGUCUGGACUGCUUCGGCUACUUGCUGUUUCGUUUCUUUGGAGUCAGUUCCGGGUGCAUAGCCGCCGUCAUGGCUGCCGAACGCUGGAUGGCUUUGGCGCGCCCCUUUAUCUAUCACAAGCACAUUACCUAUGAACUGGUUCGCAAAACGAUCUACUCACUCAUAGGGGUCGCCAUAAUCGUCACCUUCAUGCCCCUCUUCGGCUUUGGCGCCUACAUUGAUGAUUCGAAUCCCAACGAAAUGAAGUGUCUGCGCUAUCGCGAUGCCGAUGGCUAUGUCAACAAGGCCUAUGCCAUAAUGUUUAUGAUUUUCGGUGUCAUGUUGUGCAUUGUGAUUGUGGCGUGCAAUUUGUUUGUGGCACGAGUAUUGUGCUUCAUUGGCCAUAGUCGCACCACUACGCGCCACAUGCAAUACAAUCUGGUGAAUCGCGACAAGAGCGUGCGCAGCAUUGACGCGGAAAGCAGCAGCGGCACCACACUCUACCAGAGCCAGUACAGCACCACCAGUAGCCACAAUGUGCCGCCACCACGUCAAUUCUACCACAGCAACAGCGUCACAAUGACGGCACAGACAUCGCCCAACGAGAUCAAAUUCGCCAAACUGAUGGCUUUCCUGAGCAUCUCCUUUGUGGUUUGCUGGAUGCCCCAGAUGAUUUCCAUACCGCUGGCCAUCAUGCCGAAUCGUAUACCGGCAAAGCAUCCAUUUUUCGUCAUAGCAGACUUGUUCACGGCUCUGCAUUUCGCAUCCGAUCCCUAUGUCUAUGUGCUGAGCCGCACCAAGCACUCGUUUGUGAUGGGCUGCCUGAAGCGCUGGCGCUGCGGUUUGCGCCGAUCCCAGAGCGAUCAGAGCCGCCUGCGCACCACCGCCACGGAGCAGAAUACGCUCGAUUGUAACUUUAAUUGAGGCAUCAUUCGAAUCGGUGCCAAUACAUACAAGUACUUAUAUGUAUAGUAUACGUCUCGGAUUUACUCAAAAAUUAUCCUACCGCUCGUCUCUUGUAAUUAGUUUCUAAGCUGUAGAUAACAACUAUCGUCCUAGACGUAAGAAUCUUCAUACUUUAUGUAAAAAUAUGGUUCUCAUACUCUCGUACAUACUUAUAUAUGCAUAUACAUAUAUGUAUAAGUAUAUGUAUUAAUAAUCCAAACGAUGUAGUUUAAACAUUGACGAUACAGAGCAUCGAAUGUUCAGCAACUGGAUAAGCGAUGCGGAAUAUUUUUUAAAUCUAAAUAAAUAGGAUAUUUAUAACACAAAAUAAGAAGAUAUUGUAGCUGCAUACUAUAUUUCUAUU